Messenger RNA from Cuscuta campestris, 980 nucleotides. NCBI's taxonomy places the organism in Eukaryota, Viridiplantae, Streptophyta, Magnoliopsida, Solanales, Convolvulaceae. The record is from the annotation of a GenBank genome assembly.
GGCUAUAUUGUUUUAUGGAAUGAGUAGUAAAUAUAAGCACAAGGAGUGAGUUAAGUUUGACCGUGUGAAUAGUAACUGAAAAAAUCUAUGACGUCCUCGGAUUCUCAGCAGCUUCUGCCGGGAUGGUUGCCGGCGCUGUUGACGGAGAACUACUUCAGCGCCUGCAUCGUUCACGAAGAGGCGAGGAACAACGAGAAGAACGUCUUUUGCUUGGACUGCUGCGAGGCCAUCUGCCCUCACUGCUUCAUCCUCCAUGGCUCUCACCGUCUCUUGCAGAUCCGGAGGUACAUCUAUCAUGAUGUUUUGAGGCUCAAAGAUGCCCAGAAAUGGUUCGAUUCUGCUCUUGUUCAGUCUUACAUUAGCAAUGGAGAAAAGGUAUUGUUUCUGAAGCAGAGGCCGGUUUCAAAGCCCUGCAGAAUCUCCGCCAAGCCCUGUGUCACUUGCUACAGAGCAGUUCAGCCUUCCUUUACUUUUUGCUCCAUCUUCUGCAAGCUUCAGCACUUGGUGAAAACAGGGGCGAAGUUGUCCGACCAUAUCUACGGCUGGGAAUCGCCGGAGAUUCAACCAGAGCCGAACUCGGGUGACGACGACGAAGAAGAAAAGGAGAAGAUGACGCCGGAGACGGUGCUUGAACCGGCGGAAUCCGUUUCCAGUGCAAGCGGCGGCAGCGCCGGAGGGAGAUGGACGGACUGCCGCCGGAUGCUUGCCAGCACGGAACUCGCCAUUGAGAUAGUGCGGAAGAAGAGGAGCAGUCUGGGAUCGUCUUCUUUCCGGGCUUCGUCUACUCCUCCUCCGGCGACGGCGACGGCGAUCCGGCGGAGGAAAAAUCAGAGGAAGAAGGGGAUGCCUCGUCGAUCUCCGCUGAAUUGACUGUUGUGAAGAGUGAUUAAUUAGAGAUCGGAGGGUAAUUAGGAGGUAAUUAGAAGGGGAUUAGCCGCUGAUUUUGGUAGCCAUGCAUAUAAUCAAAUGGCUAAUCCUGU